Messenger RNA from Pseudovirgaria hyperparasitica, 2412 nucleotides. RefSeq lists its product as uncharacterized. The transcript has 7 exons. NCBI's taxonomy places the organism in Eukaryota, Fungi, Ascomycota, Dothideomycetes, Acrospermales, Acrospermaceae. The coding region runs from base 349 to 2412 and encodes 687 amino acids. The record is from RefSeq and is a predicted model, not a curated record.
GAGCAAUCUUCGAGCUUUCUGACCUGCUACCACGACCACGACCACGACCACGACCACCGCGCACCCACUUCAUGGCGGUAUAGCUGCAGCUCCACGACAGCAGGUACUUCCUUUUACGAUUGUGCGCCUUCGCCGCCUGUGCGCGAUCCAUAUGCUGUCUUAAGUUGCGGUACCCUAACCGUGCCUAUGCAUUCUCAGCCUCAUCAGCCUUGGUCAACUGAGGACCUGUAGGCAGCCUUCCCAGCAUCCUGUGCCAGGCCGAUCAGUCUUACUCCCGCGUCAAAGUUUACUCAUAUUGCUGCUCGUUUUGCAGCGCCCAACGUCAAGCUUCAACGAUUUUCAAGACAGAUGGCGACUGCAACUCAACUGAUGCCUUCUCAACCUUCUCCAACCCAUCCGGGCAUAAACAAGUCCGCGUUCUCGCCUUUCACUGAUUCACCAUCGAGCCCUGCGCCAUUCACACAAAGCUAUCGCUAUUCAAACCGCUCUUCUGGUACUGAUAAAUCCGAUUCGCUCCAUCCUCCAGCAAGUCCAUAUCCUGCCCACAUUGAGCCGUCUCCAGUGGAUAGUACCGGCACGAACUCUACAGAGAUCGAAGACGAUGAACAAGAACAAGAAGAGUUGUUAAAUGAUGAUGAUGAUGAGCUCGACUUCAAGUCUCCAAUCAUCGACUCAGAGCUCACAAGCCCAGCGAGCGCCGUAAGCGAUGGUAGCAGAGGACUCUUGAGACUCGACACAGCAGCUAGACCGCGAGCUGAUUCCGAGGAAGCCCCUGCAUCUGUCAUACAUGCCCCAGCUGGAUUCAAACAAUUUUCACCCCCAAACCGCAAUAGCGUGGCGUCACCAGCACCAACAGAUCUUUCAGAAAGUACAAUCGUUACCCCUGCUACACCUUUACACUCCACGAUUGCAGACGAUAGACGCGUUUCGGUCGACACAUCUGUCCCUCAAGCACCGGAAAGACCAACACCCAGAGCACAAACAAGGCAGGAAGCCGAACGAGAUGUCAAAAGAACCAGUCUAGCAAGCACAGGCGGACUUUAUAUAGACAUUCCCGAGACCGAGGAUCUCGGCCGGAACGAGGAUGGCGAGGAUGAUAACAUACCAACUAUGCGAGAAGUGCUACGUGAAAUCAAAGACAAUCACAUGGAGGUUGAGGCGCUUCAAACUGCUCUGAGCGAGUGUUGGACCUUAUGCAAUACAUUGGCCGGUCUUAGCUCCAACCACCGUGAACGGAUGUUCAACUUUUCCGGAAAAGGCGAAGCACAAGAGCAAGCUUGGCGAACCUGUUGGAAGCUAUGUCAACGGCUGUAUGAGAGCCGCAACGAGGACCACGCCAGCCAGGUCAAACCGACGCUGGAACUUUGCCGUGACUUCUGCCAGGCUCUAUUUGAGGUUAGGCUACGCGGUGAUGAGGUCGCAGAUUCGGUGCUACGCGUAAGCUUUGAGCUCAACAAUCAUCUAUACAACACGCACGACCGCAAUCUUCCGGAAGCAUUCCGUGAACGGACUCUCGACUUCUACCUGACCCUCUGUCACCGUCUUAUGAAGCAACGAACCUCUCUACCCCAGGAGACUGACGCACUGAUGCGUGCGUGUUGGGGUCUAGCGGAGAUGCUCUUUAGCCUGCGUCAGAACAAUCGUGAUGGCAAACCUGCUGACGAGGAAUUGCUUGGGUCUGCCGUCCAAGCUUGUUGGGAGCUGUGUGACCUCUUCCGAGAAGGCUGGACACAAGUCCGUCCUGACCGUGGCACCCCGAGACCCUCCGUCACCACGUUCCCCUCCUCCAUUUCGGAGUCUAGCAACUCGGCACAUUCUUCGCGCAGCGGUACGUACGGCACUCCACGCUCCGUUCCCGAAACACCUACCACCAUAUAUGAUGACCGGGACGAGAUGUCACCUGACGAACCAAUCCCCAAUAUUCUAGUGCUUGGUCCGGAAAGCGGGAAUACCCAAACGUACACCCGCUGGUCCUCUAACUCGUCCAAUCUUUCCACAUACUCGGAGGCCUCGCAGCGCUCGUCCUCGACCGCCACGGCCGGUCGCGAAGAUGCACAUCUGGUACGUCUCAAAACGCUGCUCAUUCGAGCUGCCAUGAACGUUGGAUACGCACGCAACAGCGUCCAAACCCUGCAUCAAUUCGUCAAAGCCAUGCCAACCAAUUCCUUCGGAACAGCACCCUGGCAGACCAAGCUCGUCUCGCAUUACAGGAAACUCGUCCUCUCAGAUCCCACCUUGCGGAACAUAAACAGUGUCCCGCCUAAGCGCGUCACAGCAGAGGAGGUUGCGAUUACGAUGCAACGAAUGGGGCGUGAACCGAGAUACAGCUGGGUGCGAGACCUGUUUACCAUGGUAUUCAAGUUUCCGCCCGAUGAGGCGCAGAGCCGCGAGCCAACGUCGAUCACGGCCUGA